Acomys russatus (golden spiny mouse) is the source of this 2158-nucleotide messenger RNA. RefSeq names its product ubiquitin conjugating enzyme E2 Z (gene Ube2z). The record is from RefSeq and is a predicted model, not a curated record. Bases 113 to 1183 code for a protein of 356 amino acids. Gene Ontology annotation, molecular function: ubiquitin conjugating enzyme activity; cysteine-type endopeptidase inhibitor activity. Lineage: Eukaryota; Metazoa; Chordata; Mammalia; Rodentia; Muridae. The transcript is spliced from 7 exons. Gene Ontology annotation, biological process: negative regulation of apoptotic process. Gene Ontology annotation, cellular component: nucleus.
GGCUGGGGAAGCGGAGGGUGGGGACACUCUGGCCCGGCUCUCGGUGGUGCGGGAGCAGCGGCCGCUCUGGUCGGCGGACGUGCGGCUGAGCAGUCCCGGAAGCGAAGCAGCGAUGGCGGAGAGUCCGACUGAGGAGGCGGCGACGGCGACGGCGAGUGCCGGGGCAGCAGGCCCAGGGGCGAGUGGUGUUGCCGGUGUAGUCGGUGUUAGCGGGAGCGGCGGCGGGUUCGGGCCGCCUUUCCUGCCGGAUGUGUGGGCGGCGGCGGCCGCGGCGGGCGGGGCCGGGGGGCCGGGGAGCGGCCUGGCUCCGCUGCCCGGACUCCCGCCCUCGGCCGCUGCCCAUGGGGCCGCGCUUCUUAGCCAUUGGGACCCCACGCUCAGCUCUGACUGGGACGGCGAGCGGACCGCGCCUCAGUGUCUACUUCGGAUCAAGCGGGACAUCAUGUCCAUUUAUAAGGAGCCGCCUCCAGGAAUGUUCGUUGUGCCUGAUACUGUUGACAUGACGAAGAUUCAUGCAUUGAUCACAGGCCCAUUUGACACUCCUUAUGAAGGGGGUUUCUUCCUGUUCGUCUUUCGGUGUCCACCCGACUAUCCCAUCCACCCACCUCGGGUCAAACUGAUGACAACGGGCAAUAACACAGUGCGGUUUAACCCCAACUUCUACCGCAAUGGGAAAGUCUGCUUGAGUAUUCUAGGUACGUGGACUGGCCCUGCCUGGAGCCCAGCCCAGAGCAUCUCUUCUGUGCUUAUUUCCAUCCAGUCCCUGAUGACUGAGAAUCCCUACCACAACGAACCAGGCUUUGAACAGGAAAGACAUCCAGGAGACAGCAAAAACUAUAAUGAAUGUAUCCGGCAUGAGACCAUCAGAGUUGCAGUCUGUGACAUGAUGGAGGGAAAGUGCCCCUGCCCUGAGCCUCUACGGGGAGUAAUGGAGAAGUCCUUCCUGGAGUAUUAUGACUUCUAUGAGGUGGCCUGCAAAGAUCGCCUGCAUCUUCAAGGCCAGACUAUGCAGGACCCUUUUGGAGAGAAGCGGGGCCACUUUGACUACCAGUCCCUCUUGAUGCGUCUGGGACUGAUUCGGCAGAAAGUGCUGGAAAGGCUCCAUAAUGAGAACGCUGAAAUGGACUCUGAUAGCAGCUCAUCUGGGACAGAGACAGACCUGCAUGGGAGCCUGAGGGUCUAGACCCUGCUCCCCUGCCCUUCCCCCAACUCGAGAGCCCCUCCCCUCACCCCAUGGAUGGAGAGGCACUGUGCAUCUCCCUUCAAAAGUGUCGGCAUCCUGCAAGAUGGCAAGAAGCAAGCAAACUCAAUCCCAGGGUGUGGGAGUGGGGCUGUUCCAACCUGACCUCCUUGGUGCUGGAGCACCUUGGGCUGUAGUCCAUCCUGGAUCAGGGCCAGGGUACUUUUGCAAGAGUACCUGGAGUGAUGGCCUCUGGGAAGCUAAACAACCAACACACCUCUCUGCAGGGCCAGCCAAUUAGGGAUAGGAGAAGACAGAAAAUGAGAACCCAAGAGGGAGCAUGCCCACGUGGAUUUAUAGGGAUAUCUGGGAGUUUGGGUGGGAGUGCUGUCCGUGACUCUUUAAGCAGUCUGGUUGGUUAUCUGUUUGUCUUCAGUCUUGAAGCAGGGCUUCCCAACACCUUUAUCUUCCCCUCCCCUAUUAUUUCCCAUGGGCCAGCAUAACUUUGUUUUUCCUAAUUUAUAGUCACUGUUCUAGACAGACCAAAGACAAGGAACAGUGGUGGAGUCUGGGCUGCUGAUCAGUAAGCUUUACCUAGCACCUGAGCACCUUUUUCCUCACAACACUUCCUCUGCAUUUUAGGUUACAGGUAGAAGGUAAGCCUGACUGGAACUAAGCCUAGGUCUCUGUGAAGCCUGCACAGGCGUCAGGAAGCUGCUUACUGUUUCCCACAAUCACUGAUUUGAAAGGUUCCCAGCACAGGCAGCUGCAGCAUGUAUGGGGUUUGAGCCACUACAUAAAAUAGUUCCUUACAGAUUUUCCUGGGUACAAGUCAAUGAGGGUGUUUUUCUUGGGGAGGAGCACAGGGAGACUGAUUUUGUUUUGUUUAGCUGUUACUGUCUGUGGUCCCUGUCCUCCCUUCUGCCCUACCUACAGUCUCUCAGGAUUUGUGAGCCUGGACAGUCAAUGGUGAGAGGA